CCCAAGCCCACCGGCACUGAUGGCUCUCACCAGGAGGACUCGGGACAUGCCGAGCCCAGCCAUGCAGCGGAGAGCCCCAAGCCCACUGGCGUUGAUGGCUCUCACCAGGAAGAAUCCGGAGACGAUGACCACAGCCCCAAGGACAGUCCCAAGUCCACCGGUGACGAUGGCUCUCCCCACGGAGAAUCUGGACAUGAUCAAGACAACGAAGUAGAAGACCCCAAGCCCACCGGCGUUGAUGCCUCCCACCAUGAACAAGAUCCCUCUCAUGAAGAGGCUCAAAGCAGUAAUGCUCAUGGGCCCGCUUCUACUCCUGCCCAUGGACAGCCUCAGCAGGGCGGCGACGACGACUCCCACUUCGAUGUGCCAUCCUCCACAACGCUGGCUCACAUCGCCAUUACGCCUACCCCUACCCACGCUCCUUCCCACGUGCACGGAGUUCUGACCUCCACAGAGACCGUUUCUCGAUCCUCCGUCCACGUGGUGCCCAUUUACGUGCCCUCCAGCAGCGGUGCGCAUGUUGCUGAGACUCCUGGCGCCACACCAUCUGCGCACGUCCCGAUCGGCGUCGACGCGGAGCACAGCUCUCACGUCCCACAAGGACCUGCUACACCCUCUCCCUCUCAUCACGAGGUCAUGUUCCAGGGUGGUGCUGCGAGCCUGUCACCUAGCGCUGGUGUCAUUUCUCUCGCUUGUGGAGUGAUUGGUCUCUUGGCCUAUGUGUUGUAG
Messenger RNA from Aspergillus nomiae NRRL 13137, 729 nucleotides. It is a transcript of the gene CweA, whose product is annotated as putative GPI anchored protein. The transcript has a single exon. The annotation marks the transcript as partial. Lineage: Eukaryota; Fungi; Ascomycota; Eurotiomycetes; Eurotiales; Aspergillaceae. The record is from RefSeq and is a predicted model, not a curated record.